Molecule: messenger RNA, 927 nt
Organism: Cornus florida
Lineage: Eukaryota; Viridiplantae; Streptophyta; Magnoliopsida; Cornales; Cornaceae
Exons: 12
Coding region: 1-927 (308 amino acids)
Cellular component (GO): intracellular membrane-bounded organelle
Molecular function (GO): thiolester hydrolase activity
Source: RefSeq, a predicted model, not a curated record
AUGGCUGCAACUACUUCUUUCAUCAUCUUCAUAAUCAUGAUGAGUGUCGUAGCAACCACAAAUUCUCUACCUUUUGUGGUGUUCCAUGGUAUUGCAGAUAAUUGCACUGAUAAAGUCUCAAUUAUAACUCAGAAACUCACUAAUUGGUCCGGUUCUGAAGGAUAUUGCAUAGAAAUUGGAGAUGGAUACAACAGUUCCAUCUAUAUGCCCCUUAUGAAUCAGACGACAAUUGCCUGUGAAAAGGUCAAGAGCAUGAGUGAACUCAAUGACGGUUACAACAUAGUUGCAAUUUCUCAGGGUAACAUGGUAGCUCGAGGACUUAUUGAGUUUUGUGACGAAGCACCUCCUGUGAAGAAUUACGUAUCAUUUGCAGGUCCUCAAGCUGGGGUAGCUUCUCCUCCUUGUUCUGAACCGGAGGUGUGCUCGAAAUUGGACACCUUAAUCGAACAACUUGGGGUUUACAGCCAAUUUGUACAGGAACACUUGGCACCUGCGGGUUAUAUUAAAAUUCCAGAUGAUAUUCCUGAUUAUUUACGAGGAAGUGAGUUUCUUCCAAAGCUCAACAAUGAACUCGCUAUUUGUAGAAACUCUGCGUACAAGGAACGGUUUGCUAGCUUGGAUAAUUUGGUGCUUAUCAUGUGUGAUCAAGACGAAGUUUUGGUACCUAAGGAAACCUCCUGGUUUGGGUUUUAUCCAGAAGGGCCGGGUUGGGCUAACAGUACUGUUUUGCCAGCAAAUGAGACAAUGCUGUACAAAGAAAAUUGGAUCGGUUUGAAAACCUUGGUUGAAGCCGGAAAGGUUCAAUUCGUAAAUGUGUCAGGACGGCAUGUAGAGAUUUCUGACAGUGACAUAAUAAAAUAUAUUGUACCAUACUUAAACGGGUCUGUAACACUCUCAAUGGUAGAAUCAUCGUCCUCAUCAAUCUGA